This is a messenger RNA of Bacillus rossius redtenbacheri, 2418 nucleotides long. It is a transcript of the gene RnrS, whose product is annotated as ribonucleoside-diphosphate reductase subunit M2 B. Lineage: Eukaryota; Metazoa; Arthropoda; Insecta; Phasmatodea; Bacillidae. Gene Ontology annotation, cellular component: cytosol. Gene Ontology annotation, biological process: deoxyribonucleotide biosynthetic process. Bases 208 to 1323 code for a protein of 371 amino acids. The record is from RefSeq and is a predicted model, not a curated record. Gene Ontology annotation, molecular function: ribonucleoside-diphosphate reductase activity, thioredoxin disulfide as acceptor. The transcript is spliced from 7 exons.
AGAACAAUGUGAGUAAAUGUUUGUUUUUGUUCACUAAUAUUCGGCGAGUGAUAGGGGAAAUUUUGGUGUAUUUGUUACAGAGACCGUGCAGGAACAAAAGUUAAAUUUUUGCGUUCAGAUUAGUAUGGAAGUGAAUUAGCUAUUAUGAUUCAUUAUCUGCGUUACUAGCAAUAGCGCAAUACCAUGUGAAGUUAAUGGCGUUUUUGAAUGGGUAAUAUAUUGCAGCCGGUGCAGUCGCCCCCGAAGAAAGUGAAGUGUGCUCUCUCGGAGGCGUCGCUGAACACGGAUGCGCCAGAGGUCGAGGAUGCAGGUUCAGCGGCAGAGCUGAAGCUUCGCAGGCAGCAGUUCGACCCCCAGAAGGAGCCCCUGCUGCGGGAGAACCCCAGAAGGUUUGUGGUGUUCCCCAUUCAGUACCACGACAUCUGGCAGAUGUACAAGAAGGCGGAGGCCUCCUUCUGGACCACCGAGGAAGUCAGCCUGUCCCAGGACCUGACGCACUGGGAGCAGCUGAAGCCGGACGAGCGCCACUUCAUCAAGCAUGUGCUGGCAUUCUUCGCGGCCUCAGAUGGCAUCGUGAACGAGAACCUGGUGGAGCGCUUCAGCCAGGAGGUGCAGGUGACCGAGGCGCGCUGCUUCUAUGGCUUCCAGAUCGCCAUUGAGAACAUCCACUCCGAGAUGUACAGCCUGCUCAUCGACACCUACGUCAAGGAUAGUGCGGAGAGGGACUUCCUCUUCAAUGCGGUGGAGACGAUGCCAUGCGUGAAGAAGAAGGCCGACUGGGCACUGCAGUGGAUCUCCCACCAGACGGCCACCUUCGGGGAGCGUGUGGUCGCCUUUGCGGCCGUCGAGGGCAUCUUCUUCUCUGGCAGCUUUGCAGCCAUCUUCUGGUUGAAGAAGCGCGGGCUCAUGCCGGGCCUCACCUUCAGCAAUGAGCUCAUCUCGCGGGAUGAGGGGCUGCACUGCGACUUUGCGUGCCUGAUGUUCCGGCACCUAGUGCAGAAGCCGUCGCAAACAGAGAUCCGGGCUAUCAUCGUGGAUGCGGUGCAGAUAGAGCAGGAGUUCUUGACGGAAGCGCUGCCCGUCGCCAUGAUCGGCAUGAACUGCCAGCUCAUGCGGCAGUACAUAGAGUUCGUGGCCGACCGCCUGCUGCUGGAGCUGGGCUGUCCCAAGGUUUACAACUCUGAGAACCCAUUUGACUUCAUGGAACACAUCUCGCUGGAGGGGAAGACCAACUUCUUUGAGAAGAAGGUGGGAGAGUACCAGAAGUGUGGUGUGAUGGCUAGCAAGAACGAGAACGUGUUCACCCUGGACGCCGACUUCUGAGGCCAUCCUGCCAUGACCAGUGUGUUUGUAAUGGAACCAGCCAGGGAAUAUUGUUGCAGUAAGGAAUUGUCUUCCUGACUCUGGAAAGAUGUAGUUAUGACAUUGUAUUGUAUACAUUGGAUAUAAUUACACUCAAGUGUUUUUAUUUUCAUUGUUACUAAAAUAUUUAGAAAAAUUGACAGUCUGGAAAUUAAUGGGAAAAUUUCAAAAAGUAAAUUUUAUUGAGUAAAAUGAUUUGUGUUGAGAUUUCUGAAUUAAUGUCUGGCAGGAUUCUGAUAAAUAUUGAGGUUUUUAUGGAUCCAUAUGAUUUGACUGCUACUUUUACACUCUUCUGAAUCUGUUCACCUUGUGGUAUUUGAGUACUGUGAUGAUUUUAAUGGGUUUUUUUUUUUUUUUGGCCAGUUCCACUAUUUUAUAAAGACUAGUGUGUUGCUUUGACAAGAGGAAUUUGUUAAUAUUAUUGUAGUUUGAGUUUUUCACCAAAAAAAAAACAGUUUUAUUAUAGUUUUGAGAAUAUUGGUAUUAAUGCAUUUUAUUCAAAGUUUUUGUGUUAAGUAGGUUGUGUUUCAUUCCAGUUUUUUUUUACUAUGUAAUAUUCUAGUUAUUAAUGUUUCUUUACAUUUUCACCUUCAAUUUUGGAAAGCUUUAGCCAGGAAAUAUGUGAUCUUAUUUGUUACUUCAAGUGGCAUCCCUGAUAUUGCAGCAAAUACUUAUCCAUGCGUCAAGUGUGCUGAUGCAGUCUUCAGUCUUCUGAAUUAAGUUUCUCUCUCUCUUUCCCCCCUCCCCCCAAAAAAAAAUUGCUUUACUUUAUUUCACAAUCUGGCUGCAUGUGUUCAAACUGCAAGUGCUGUUUUUGUGCAUUAUUAGAUUUGGUUAUUAGGAGACAAUUUUGUGUUGCCCACCUUCACUAUCAGUAUUUAUCUUUCAGAUAAAACCAUAAAACCCCUUUUAAAUUUGCAUGUAAUUUUAGAGCCUUACUGUUCCUUGAUAUUGAUUGGGAUUUAGUCUGUAUUGUUUUCCUCUGUGUAGGCAUUUUUUAUUUGUGCUUGAAUUCUUUGGGAAAAAAUUAGAACUGAAUAAAUUCUUUGCCUCAUU